GGCGAAUAAGAUUCUGGCUGAAUUUACCACAACCUUAUCGGCUACCUUGUGCUGGUGUCCCCCCACUGCGAGGCGGCACAGCUGUUUAUUGACAAACUGUCAGCGUACUACAAAAGGCGCCUGGGGUGGAUUCGCCGCGUUAUUUGGAGUGCAACUUUCCAUUCUUCAAGUGUUCCUAUCUAGUCGAGAGCUCGUUUUCUUGAGAAAUAGAUCAUAUUUUUAGUUUAAUUGUUCCGUGAUUCAAAAGUGCGCUUAUAACUAAUAUUUUGCAACAAAAUGAACAGCUUAUUUCAAAGCAUUCGAUCCAGUGCGAAGCAGUUGGGGACCAUUACUUCGUUCCAAUAUGCGAAGCGAACGAAAAUGAGGUGUGUCGAACCAUUCCUGGUAGGUACAGGUCUGGCAACAUUCAUGACCCUUACACAGGUCCAAAUGGAAGCCAAACGAAAAUUGAGCACGUCCCAAUUCAUGGCUGAUCCAAUCACAAAUGUUGAACAAUUAAUGAGCAAAGAACAUGACAUGCGAACCAAAAUGGAAUUGAUGAUAAUGCGAGCACAAGCUGAUUUCUGUCGUGCAUUGGAAAAUGAGGAAAACUUUGGACGAAAAUUCAUUGUUGAUCGAUGGGAAAGAAAGGAGGGUGGCGGUGGUGUUACAUGCGUUCUUCAAGAUGGCGAUAUUUUCGAAAAAGCAGGAGUUAAUAUCUCAGUAGUGACAGGCAAUCUACCAAUAGGUGCUGUGCAACAAAUGAAAUCCAGAGGAAAAAAAUUCAAAGCGGAUCAACUUCCAUUUUUCGCUGCCGGAAUCAGCGCCGUUAUACAUCCACGCAGUCCAAUGAUUCCGACAAUACACUUCAACUAUAGAUAUUUUGAAGUGGAAGAUUCGGACGGUCAGAAGCAAUGGUGGUUCGGAGGCGGAACUGACUUAACACCAUAUUAUUUGAAUGAAGAGGACUGUGUUCAUUUCCACAAAGUUUUGAAGGAGACUUGCGAUGAACAUGACCUGACUUACUAUCCGAAGUUUAAGAAGUGGUGCGAUGACUAUUUCCGUAUAACACACCGGAAUGAAGCCCGAGGCAUUGGUGGUAUUUUCUUUGAUGACCUCGACACCCCGAAUCAGGCUGAUGCUUAUCAAUUUGUACAGUCAUGCGCAAACUCUGUGAUCCCAUCUUACCUUCCCAUAGUCCGCAAACACAAAAAUGACAAAUAUGGAACCCGCGAAAGACAAUGGCAACUACUACGACGUGGACGUUAUGUUGAAUUCAAUCUUAUCUACGAUCGGGGUACCAAAUUUGGCAUGUUCACACCAGGUGCCCGAUAUGAAAGUAUUCUGAUGUCCCUGCCUCUUACUGCUCGAUGGGAAUACAUGCACCAGCCCCAGCCGAAAAGCGAAGAAUCCAAACUGAUUGAAGUCUUAAGGAAUCCCCGUGACUGGUUGAACAUAGAAAUCCCCGAUUCUAAACGGAAAUAGGUUAAUGCGAUUUUAAUUUUUACUUUUUUUUUAAUUUUGUAAGGAAUGUUGUACAAUAAAAUAUUUAUAGAAAUUAUUUGUGUUAA
Hermetia illucens (black soldier fly) is the source of this 1550-nucleotide messenger RNA. It is a transcript of the gene Coprox, whose product is annotated as oxygen-dependent coproporphyrinogen-III oxidase. Bases 277 to 1464 code for a protein of 395 amino acids. The transcript is spliced from 5 exons. The record is from RefSeq and is a predicted model, not a curated record. Gene Ontology annotation, molecular function: coproporphyrinogen oxidase activity. Gene Ontology annotation, cellular component: mitochondrial intermembrane space; cytoplasm. NCBI's taxonomy places the organism in Eukaryota, Metazoa, Arthropoda, Insecta, Diptera, Stratiomyidae.